AUGGUUCCCAUACAAACGACCAUUCGUAAUGAUUUAUAUACGUUUCAUAGUCGUUCCGUAAGGGUUUCUAUGGUCACCGAAUACUUAGAGCAGCUCCGCAAUGGGCAAGAUGGUCAUAAUCCUAUCUCGAAGUUGGCAGAUCAACUUCGGGACGAAAAAGUUCGUGGUUCCGAGGAGAUUUUCACUGCAAUUCCAGAAUUGAGUACUCUUUUCAGUAAGUAUAUGAAUAUGAACGUCGCAUACCAACUGAAUAUUCUAAGAUUAAUGAUCAAUCUUCUGGCUGAUAAUGAAAAGAAUAGAAAUUCUUUGAUAGAAAGUGAUAUUAUUUGGAAUACGGUGCUCCAGAAGGUUAUUGAUAAGGAUUUGGAUCAAGUAGUACUUGAUAGAAUAUUUAUAUUUUUAACGCAAUUUAUUCGAAAUACCGAACAGAGUCAAGACCAUGCAACAUUCUUCAGAAUUCAAGGUCUAGACAAGAUAAUUAUGAGUCGCAUUGAGAGUUUUGUGCAGCACUUCGCUGGUAUAAGCCAUAAUGCGAAACAAUUCACAGAGGAUGCGGUUGUAGAUGACUACUUGGACCAAUUAGGUAAUGAAUUGGAACUAUAUGUAGAGAUGAGUAAAGGCACUAGUUUUGAAUGGGAUGAAUAUGACCUUGUCACUUUCUUAAGGCUAUUCAUGUUAGUGCUUAAAGUGGACUUUUCUGAUUACAACCCUUGUAACAGCAAAGAUAGUAGCAAAAACUUACCCUUAGAAGAGGAUGAUUAUGAAGAAGAGAGAGAGAAUGUCCUACUCUUGUUAUCCGACAUUAUCAUGAAACUUUCUCUGGUUGAUGAUAUGAACAAAAAUUGGGCUGUGACCUGCCAAAAUUUUUUACUUUUGAUCAUGAAAGAAGAAUACAAAAUUAGUUCUAUUCACACCAAAAGACAGAUUUUCGCUUCUAGUGGCAACAUAUCCUCCAUUCCUAGCUUUGAUAAUUGGCUAGUUGCUGAAGAUUGUAUAAGAAUUAUAUAUGGUAGUUUCGAUGAAAGUCCCGGCACUUACCAGGUUGCAGCAUCCUGCAUAAUACUAGGAAAUUGUGUUGAUAGUAUUACAUCAAGGCAAAAGUUAUUAGAAGGCAUAACUUAUUUUGCUUCUUCGUCCAGCUCUGCAAAUAUCAAUGGAAAGGCUUUCGUUGGGAAAAUUUGUCAUGCAUUGUCAACAUUUAACGAUGUUGUACAGUUCCAAGCUAUACACUUGUUGGUUAACAUUAUGACGGAAGAAUUGUCUAAGCAGCUCUUUUAUAUACAGGAUAAUUUUUCAGCUCUAUACAAGGCUUCCAAAGUAAUUCUAGAUAAUAAGUCAUACUAUCAAGAGAUCAGUAAGAUACUAAUCAAAUUGAUCAAAAAGUUUAUCAAAGCAUUCCCCCAGAGUUUGGGUAUUGAUUUACUAGAAAAGGUGGAAUUCUGGACGUUAUUUGCAAACUUGGAAGAUGACGAUACAGUUCUUCUCUUAGUGUUGCAAAAGGUUAUACAAAAUAAAAGAAUAUCAUAUGGAAGUGGGAAGCAGGAAGAGGACGAGAAGACAAUUUAUAAGUUAUUGUUUCAAAAUAUGGUUAAGCCAGUUGAAAGCGUUAAUUUAGACAGCUUACUAGAAAAAUUGAAAACAUUGGCAAUGGCAUUCCAAUGUGAUAAUAUAUCAAAAGUACUAGAUGGGUUAUAUACACAGGACAAUGAUGCACAGCAGAAUGCACUAAGUGAAAAAAUUUUAGCUCCCUAUUUGAAGUUUCUUGACAGCCUUUACACUUUACUCCAAAAGCCUGAAUCGGCCACUUCUGCAAUAUUACUUAACAAUUCUAAAUUCGUUGCUGCCACAACUAAGCAAUACACCGGCAUUCUAGGUGAAAAUUCCAAAAUAGUGGAAAUCUGUGAUGAGAUCUUGAAGUUAUGA
This is a messenger RNA of Dujonia railenensis, 1923 nucleotides long. Lineage: Eukaryota; Fungi; Ascomycota; Pichiomycetes; Serinales; Debaryomycetaceae. The record is from the annotation of a GenBank genome assembly.